Messenger RNA from Exserohilum turcica Et28A, 300 nucleotides. RefSeq lists its product as uncharacterized. The transcript is spliced from 2 exons. The record is from RefSeq and is a predicted model, not a curated record. Lineage: Eukaryota; Fungi; Ascomycota; Dothideomycetes; Pleosporales; Pleosporaceae. Bases 1 to 300 code for a protein of 99 amino acids.
AUGCAUUUUUACAAGCUACAGCCAACUGUACUUCUUCUUGCAGCUCUCUGCGCUGAGGCUGCUCCUGUUCCCAGUGGAGACAUGGGUAACACUGUGGCUACCAAAACUGAUCCUGAUCCCAACUUUGCCUACUACAACUUCAAGCGGGACCAGGAAAAGAAGGCGACGGAAAACUCAGCCGAUCCUGAUCCUAACUUCGCCUACUACAACUUCAAGCGGGACCAGGCAAAGAAGGCAGUCGAUGGGACAGCUGACCCCGACCCCAACUUUGCCUACUACAACUUCAAAAAGCGUGAAUAG